This is a messenger RNA of Sceloporus undulatus (fence lizard), 981 nucleotides long. Its product is annotated as all-trans retinoic acid-induced differentiation factor-like. Bases 5 to 745 code for a protein of 246 amino acids. The transcript has 6 exons. Gene Ontology annotation, cellular component: intracellular membrane-bounded organelle. Gene Ontology annotation, biological process: positive regulation of osteoblast differentiation. Lineage: Eukaryota; Metazoa; Chordata; Lepidosauria; Squamata; Phrynosomatidae. The record is from RefSeq and is a predicted model, not a curated record.
CAAAAUGGCUGCGCCCAGCUGGCCCUUCUCCUCCGGAGCCCCUUUGUUGCUCCUCGCCUUCCUGGCCGCCUUCCUCGCUGGGGCCUCGCCAGGGGCCCUGGGCAGCGGAGGGCCGGAGAGGGAGAGGGCCUCCGCAUGGCUCUGCGACGGCGAGUGCUGCGCGGGUCCGGCGAGGAAGGGCUCUGCGGUAGCCGCCUUCUGCUCAGGACGGGGGCCGGGAGCGGCGCUGAGGGGACGCUGCUGCCUCGAAGGACAGGCGGCGAUGAUAGUGGGGCUGGACCUGGGGAACUGCUCCCUGCAGAGGCUCUGCUCCAGCUUCCAGGAGGCCAGCACCGCCAUCGUCAUUGAUCUGAGCGAUAAUCCAUUGGAACCUCUCCCCACGGAGGCCUUCCGGGGAUUUUCUCACCUGGAGACCCUGGUUCUGCCUCUGAAUGUGGACUGCCCUGGGGGCAGCGAAGGAUGGAACAGCACCUCCGUCCGAGGGAACAGCCGGGUCUGCCAAGGCCAGAGGAACCCCUGCGAUGGCUCAGCUGGACUAGGCUGGCUGUGCCCAGAGGGCUCCCUCUGUGCCCCCGAUGGGCCUGGCUUGCCCCAGUGCCUAUGUGUGAGCCCAUUCCAUGGCUACAAGUGCUUGCGCCAGGGCACCUUCCCUUACCUGCCCUUCUUUGGGACUUUGGGAGCUGUCACUGCCACCCUCUCCGUCCUGCUCUGGACCACCCAGCGGAGGAAGGCCAAGGCGUCCUAGUGCAGACGGACCCAUCGGUGUCUGGCACAGGACAAGGGGCAGUGGGGCAGCCUUUAGUGUGCCAUGUCUGAUGGACCAUUCCUGGGACAACAGCAUCCGUUGCACAGACUGACAUUUCUCUUCUCCAAGAACUGGAGCCCGGUCAUGUGGGGCUGAGCUUCACUCCCAGCCCAAGGGGCCAGAUCCAUCUUUUGCAGGACUCUGACUGUUGCUAAUAAAGGGGCUGCCCCAGUCUA